Penicillium manginii is the source of this 1479-nucleotide messenger RNA. Its product is annotated as arylsulfotransferase family protein. The annotation marks the transcript as partial. The transcript has 2 exons. The record is from RefSeq and is a predicted model, not a curated record. Lineage: Eukaryota; Fungi; Ascomycota; Eurotiomycetes; Eurotiales; Aspergillaceae.
AUGUGGAGCGCUCGCUACCCUGCGGGGGUCUUUUUGUUACUUCUUGGCUGUCUCGGUGCAACCACCGAGGCUUACUGGCCAUAUACUUCUUUCAAGACCGGUCCCUGGCAACCUCCUCAGCUGCAGUUGAACAAAACAGCAGGCUUCGACCCAAGUCUAAUCUUUAUCCCCAUCCGAAACGAGAACACACUCGGCACUGCCGUGACUAUCUAUGAUAACGAUGGCGAAAUGGUCUAUCAGGGCCCCGAAGCUGCCAGCAUGGACUUUCGGGUACAGAGACUCUUCGGCGAGGAUGUACUCACCUACUGGUCCGGUGAGCUUGAAAUCGGCGGCGGCUAUGGUUAUGGCAAGGUUCAUAUCUUGGACAAGACAUAUCAGGAGAUCCACACUAUCACGUUGACCGACAAGUUCGUUACUGCCAACAAUGAGACACGCGACUCAUACAUCGAUGUACACGAGCACUAUAUCACCGACAGAAAUACCAUUCUAGUCUCCGCCAUCAACAUCACCCAGCAUGACCUGAGCUCUCUCGGUCGUCCUUCUGACUCGUGGAUUACCACCAAUCUGUUCUAUGAGAUUGACAUUGCCACUAACGAAGUCGUCUUCAAAUGGAAUGCUCUCGACCACCAGGAUAAAAUUCCGCUCUCCGAGUCUCGCCAAUGGAUAUACACGUAUCCCGUUCAAUCUAUGUCCUGGGAUCCGUACCACAUGAACUCAAUCACUCCCACUAAAGAUGGAUACAUUGUCUCCAUGCGCUUCUACUGGUCUGGGUAUUACCUGAACAAGGACGGUACUGUCCGCUGGCAGCUUUCGGGCGAUAUUGGAGACGGCAAUAUCACCGGCAAAGACCUUCGCUUCUCAUGGCAACACGAUAUUCGCAUAUACAACGAAACAGACGAGCACCUCGUCCUCAGCCUCUUCAACAACGCCAACAAAGUAAACAAAUCAAGCGAGACAACAGCAAUGCUCUUCGACAUCGACCUAACCACCAUGACCGGCUCACUCCUCCGAAAUCUAUCAGAUCCCACAGACCCAAUUUACGCCAACACCCAAGGAAAUCUACAGAUCCUCGGCGAAGAAACACAUACCUCGAACAUGUUCGUCGGCUACGGAUCCAGUCCAAAUGUCAAAGAGUAUAACGGUAAGGGCGAAGUUGUCCUAUCGGGAGAAUUCGGCGCCCUAGAACACGCCAUGUCAUACCGCGCUUUCAAAAAUAAAUGGGAGGCCACUCCAUUCUGGAACCCCGCUGCUGUGAUCGAAGAUGGGGUCGUUUAUAUGAGUUGGAAUGGCGCGACUGAGUAUGAUAACUGGGCCAUCUACUCCCUUCCGUCUCUGGACUCGAAUGCAACACAACCCAUAAGCACCCUUCCACGUACUGGCUUCGAGACCAAUAUGAGCAUUACUGAUAUUGAUGCGAAGUUUAUCAAGGUUGCUGCUCGCAAGGGUGAGACAAUCUUGCGAUUCAGUGAUCUGGUCGAG